This is a messenger RNA of Quercus robur (English oak), 1637 nucleotides long. RefSeq names its product probable F-box protein At1g44080. Gene Ontology annotation, molecular function: protein binding. NCBI's taxonomy places the organism in Eukaryota, Viridiplantae, Streptophyta, Magnoliopsida, Fagales, Fagaceae. Gene Ontology annotation, biological process: maturation of SSU-rRNA from tricistronic rRNA transcript (SSU-rRNA, 5.8S rRNA, LSU-rRNA). The record is from RefSeq and is a predicted model, not a curated record. The coding region runs from base 266 to 1480 and encodes 404 amino acids. The transcript is spliced from 3 exons. Gene Ontology annotation, cellular component: nucleolus.
GGGCCCAAAGAAACAAAGUUAUCUUAAGUUCUUAACAAAUAAAAUGCAGUGCCCUGUGCCCAAAUAUUUAUAAUUUUAUACCUGAUUCCUGAACCUCCGAACCUGAUACGGUGAGGUGAGGUGAGCAAUUGAGACUUGAGAGAAGCGGAGAGCAGAGAAUCAGAGAGAGGACUGAACAGUGGAGACUGGAGACUAGAGUGAGGCGGAGAGCAGAGACUACAGAGAAAGGUUUGGCGUUAUAUACUAGUUUGGAACAUCAUACAAUAUGCAGUCCCCCAAUGUUCUUAAGCCUGAAAAUAGUUCUCAACCUGAAUGGGCACAUCUUCCUGUACCUGUUUUGUGCUUGAUUAUGGACAACUUGUCGGAACCCAUAUACCAUGCUUGGUUUGCUGGUGUUUGUAAACAAUGGCAUUUAGUUGCAAAGGACUACAAUAAGAAAAAGAAGGCACUUCCAAUGCUAUUGCUCUCCCUUAACAAUGAUCAUAAAACAAGGAGAGUUUUAUAUGGGAUUACCGAAGGAAAAAUAUUUAAAAAUAUCAACUUAGAAGUAUUUUAUGCUAGGAGAUGCUGCGGCUUCAGCCAUGGUUGGUUGGCCACCGUAGAUGAAAACAUGGCUAUAACCCUCUUGAAUCCUUUCAAAAAAUCAGCCACCAAAAUCACUCUUCCCUCUUUAAAGCACCGUAAACGCAUUAAGAUUCCACAAUUUAAUGUUCUUAAGGUUAUUUUGUCUCACAAUCCAACUUCAAGUCAGGACAAUUAUGCGGUGGUUGUCAUUUAUGCUCCUUCCGAUUUGUUGGCUUUCAUCAACCCAACGCAACAAUAUGCUUGGACUUACCUUGAUGAAAAUCUUAUGGGCUUUACAGAUAUCACCUUUUAUGGAGGUUUGGUCUAUGCUGUGGGACGUAGGGGUAUGGUGGUGUCAUUUGACGUUAAUAGUAAGAAGUAUAGUUCUCAUCAGCAACUAAAACCAAAUAUAAUUGUGCCAAGUUGCUAUCACAGGACUUUUAGAUAUGCUGAAAGAGUGUAUAUUGUUGAAUCAAUGAAGGGAGACCUAAUGGUUGUUCGGAGGUUUAUGGAACGAAAAGAAGGGCUUUUGGAAGAAAUAGAAGAAGAGGAAGAAGAGCGUAAGAGUGUAACCGAAAUUUUCAAGGUUCACAAAUUGCUGUUAAAUGAUCAAACAAAGGGAUCAUUAGAGGAGCAUGUUGAGGUGAAAAGCUUGGGUGAUGAGGCUCUCUUUGUGGGCGACAACCAAUCAAUGUCGAUUUUGGCUUCAAAUUUUCCUGGGUGCCAACCAAAUUCGAUAUACUUCACAGAUGAUUCUAUCGACGUUUUUGCUAUUAAAAAUACGUAUCGUCCGAAGGGGCCUUUUGACAUGGGUAUAUAUUGCUUGGAGAAUGGAACCUUUCAAAAGCAUUAUACUCCGGAAUAUAAACACAGGUAUUUGGCACCUCCACUCUGGGUUGUGCCACCAUCGCAAUGAAUUCGAUGCUAGCUAGAUGUCUUAAUUUUUCAAGUUUACUUUUUCAAUAGAAUGGUUCGGGUUGCCCAUUGUCUCUCAGCCAAUUAAGUUGUUUUAUUGUUAACCUUUUUAUAAAGAUUUUGGUUAAAAUUUCAUGACUUGUUAAUUGUUCGAUUUU